Molecule: messenger RNA, 1710 nt
Organism: Kalmanozyma brasiliensis GHG001
Lineage: Eukaryota; Fungi; Basidiomycota; Ustilaginomycetes; Ustilaginales
Exons: 1
Coding region: 1-1710 (569 amino acids)
Source: RefSeq, a predicted model, not a curated record
AUGCAAUCGGGCGGCGGCUUCAUCAUUGAUGACCUGUCGACGGUCUUCGAAUUCGAUGCAACUGGCGGCCGCCCUGAUCCUAAGCACAAGGAUACCGAAGAGGAUCACAUUCCAGAAUCGGUAGCAACUCCGGAACCGCUCAGCAGCAAGCAAGAGGCCAAGCUCCGGUCGUUCCUCGACGGCGCACUCGAGGACAUCACAAGAGGCUAUCGUAAGCGCUUCGAUCCAUCCUCGUUGCUGCAUACGCUUCCGAGCUACCUCGCCGAAUGGAUGAGACUGCUCGGAGUACUGGCGCAUGUCCCGCCGUACGGAAGUGGCAGCACCAACCUUCUCGUCUCGUAUUUGCUGCGUUGCUCCACCGACCUCUGUGAUGGGAUCACUGGGUACAGUCUGGCGAUGGAGGCUGAAGCAUUCAAACGGCAACGGAAGCGACAAAGGGAGGAGCAGCCCGCAGGAACCAGCGGCGAUCAGCUUGCAUCAGAUGAGGAUGGCGAUUCGGACUCAGACGAAGAAGAGGAGAGACAGCGUCAGAUCGCUUCGCGCACAAGACAGCUCAAUCUCGCCCUUCAGACUUUGGAUCUCCUCGACCGGAUAUGGGCUGCCGUCUUGAGAGGCAAUCUCAUCAAUCUUCCUGUCGCGCUCAGCAACGCCAAGGCGGCCUUUCCGGAGUCGACGGAGCCCGCAGGCAUGGGCGAAGAGUCUAGCUCGGGUGAUGAGUCCAAAUCUGGAAAGUCUCGUCUUCCUCGAGCCGUCUACUCCACGAGCAGUCUCGUGCCCUCACCAGCCAUCGACGGCCGAUUUGCGUCACGGGCAACCGCUUCGUCCAGCACGGCUCCAAGAGAGAGCCUGCCAAUACACGGCGGCCGAGGCAACCGGACGGUGGGCGUCACGGACCAAAUCCGACUGCGCAACAUUGCUAUCUCAUCGCGCGACAAGCUGUUCUCCUGGAUGCGCUCAGAGCUCGAUGCACCUGCUCCGCCCACCAUGGAAGAAAAUGAUCUCGAUCAGGAGGAGCCGCGCGGCAACACGGUCGAGGGCACCCUUGAGAUCAAACAGGAUCCUGCAACCGUGCUCGAUACGGCAGAGGAGGGCGACGACCCUGAUUUUGAAGAUGUCGCGAUCGGAGAGGAGCAGCCAGAUGAAGAGGAAGGGUACGACGCCGGGGAGGACACCGAGGAGCAUCAGCACUACCAGGACCUGUUCGAUCGCAAAAUCGAUCCGGAUGCGGACGACGACGACGAGGAUGAGGAUCAGCCCACGGCUGUUCAGAGGACGAGGGAAGAAGAUGAUUCGGAUCAAAGGCUCGGCGCUUCCGUCGCUGGCACUGUUGAAGCUGUCACGUCGCCCGAUGCGCACAUCAAGAGGAAACGCGAGCUUGACUCAGAGGGCUCAGUCCCGAUCGAAGAGCCACGCGCGGACGGUCUGCCGAGCAAACGACCACGCGCACCGAGCACAGACAGGGACACGGACGCAGGCGGCGCCGAUGGCAACGUCAAGAUGAGUCGUUCCGAGAUGGGUUCCAUCAACUUCAGUCUCUCGGACGCGAUCGGACAGUGGGACAUCAGCUUCACUCGUCUCUUCUCAAAGACAUUGCGGACGCUCAGCGACCUUUCCGACUUCACCAAGCGCGGGGGCAAGACCGACUUCGCAUCGAGUCUCGCGGGCAUCUCGGGCGCAGACGAGCAAGAGCCUGCCGACGAGCGACAUUGA